UACUAAGACCAACAUCCCCUCAACCUUCCAUUUGCUCGUCCCGUUUGAGUACGAACACACCUUUUCCUAUAUCAAAAAGGAACUUAAUUACGGUACAUUAUUGCCCCAGCCUCUCACUCUCACAUCCAUCACAUAGUGGACAGACCGGUCAAAGCAUGAAACAGUGACUUGUAGGUAGGUGCCCGUCGCAAACAUCUCACCUCAUCCAGGAUGUCCUUAUUGAUAGUGUGCCUCUGGGCAGGGCUUAUGUUGUCCAUUCCUCAUCCCAGUUGCCAAUCAUGCACCAUCGGCUCAGCCAAUGAGUGCAAAGAGGCAGAAUUUGCUCCUGGAACCAACCUAGCAGGGGAAGGCUUUGACAUCACCAAAAUGAAACGCAAAGGAGCCUUUGUCAUUGACAUGAACGUGUGGAAACGCAAAGACAAGACCUGCACCCUCUGUAAGAAUCCCUAUCUGGAAGGGAAACAACAGAGGCUUCCUUUGGCAGUGGUGGAUUGGAGACCAAACCACCACUGUAGUAUGAAAGUGUCCAGUAAACUCCAUCGCUCCAGUGAGUCUCUCGUCAGCUCCAGUGGCUCUUCUGUGGAGAAUAACUGGCAGGUCAAUCUAGAGUUAGAGAAGGGAUCAAUAAGUGGGAAGAUUAUGCUCGCUGGUACCAACUCCAAAUUGGCUGAGUACUCCAUGGAGAAAACCAAGAGUGACAAGUUCAGUUUCACAAGCCACAGUGUGUCCUGCGGGUAUUACAGCUAUCGAGUAUCUGGCCAGCCCAAGUUACACCAAGAAUUCAAGACAGCAGUGAAGAAUCUCCCCAAAAUAUAUCAACAAGAAAACAAACAACAUUAUUACAAGCUUAUUGAUAACUUUGGCACGCAUUACAUUACCAAGGUGAGCCUGGGUGGAACGGUGCAGUCUGUGACCAGUAUCAAGCAGUGCCAGGCCAGCCUGCAGGGUCUCAGUGCGGAGGAGGUAAAGAUGUGUCUGGAUGUGGAGGCGUCUGCCAGUGUGGGUGACAGAAACAGCUUGAAGACUGAGUUCAAGCACUGUCAGGAGGAUAAGUCUAAGACAGAGAGCAAGGCCAGCUUCUCCAGUGUCUUCAAUGAUAGGUUCACAGAGGUGAAAGGUGGCCACACCACAGAACCAGAGCUCCUCUUCUCUGCUGAAAAAGAUCCCGCCUCCUACAAGGCAUGGCUGGAGUCCCUACCACACUAUCCGGACAUUGUCUCCUAUUCGCUGGAAUCUCUCCAUGAGUUGCUGCCCACCACCAACCCAGCUCGGAAGCACCUGCGCAAGGCCAUCAGCGACUACAUCCUGGAGAAGGCCUUGUGGAAGAACUGUUCUGAACCCUGUCAAACUGGCAUCAAAAGUGACUACAGAGACUCCUGCGUCUGCAGCUGCCACAACAUCCCCGGGGUGAGUGCCGACUGCUGCCCCACCCGCAAGGGCCUGGCGCGGGUGGUCAUCACUGUUCAGAGAGGGGCCAACCUGUGGGGAGACCACACCACUGCCACUGACGGCUACGUGAAGGUGGCUUUCGCAGGCCAGACAAUCGGACGCACUAAAGUUAUCUACAACAACAACAACCCCAGCUGGGCAAUGAGCUAUGACCUGGGAACCGUGGAUCUGUCAACCAGUAAGAAGCUGAGAUUUGAGGUGUGGGACGAGGACGACAAGUGGAACGACGACCUGUUAGGAGAAUGUGAGAAGGAGCUGACAGCCGGGGUGAAGGAGGAUCUCUGCAACCUCCAGCAUGGCCAAAUGUUCUACAAGUGGGAGGCAGUGUGUGCCCCCAGUCUAGGUGGCUCUGCCUGUAUGGACUAUGUGCCCUCCCCUAUGAAUCCCCACCUGGAGAAGGUUUAUGUGUCUCGCCACUCCCGUCUCAUUCCAAAGGACAUGCUGGUGAGUAUGGGAGUGUUGGUGGACGGACCCAAUCUCCAUGGCAACAAGAGCCUCAGUCCAGGGAACAGAGAGUGUGGUCGAUUUUAGAGGUAUGCAUGGUGAACCUGUUAGAGGAAAUUAUGGUUGAAAUGACUAAUUAUGUAUACAUUCCAAUCAGAACUGACUACUCCAAAUGCUAUAAUGUACUGUACAUAUGAAUUUUCUCUCUUGCUCCCAUUCCCAAUUGUAUAUAAUGUAGUCAGGAGUUUAGUAACAAUGAAGGUCUGUUCCUUAGUUCAUUCAGUUGUACAAUCUCCAGGUGGCAGGAACGGCCGAUCUCCAGACUGUCUAGAAUGCUGAUUUAUACUGACUGACCUUGACUUCGUGCUGAUAACGCGAAGGCUCGAGAGCUAGAGAGCCCCUCUACUGGUGAAAUAGAUAGAACGUUUAGAAAACGCUGACGUCAUUUUCAGUUUAUAACCUGUGGAAAUAUGUGUAUGUGGCAGUACUCUCUUGCAAUAAACGCUGUUACCUGGC
Messenger RNA from Oncorhynchus tshawytscha (Chinook salmon), 2409 nucleotides. RefSeq names its product perforin-1. Gene Ontology annotation, molecular function: pore-forming activity; calcium ion binding. Gene Ontology annotation, biological process: leukocyte mediated cytotoxicity. The record is from RefSeq and is a predicted model, not a curated record. The transcript is spliced from 5 exons. The coding region runs from base 211 to 1980 and encodes 589 amino acids. Lineage: Eukaryota; Metazoa; Chordata; Actinopteri; Salmoniformes; Salmonidae.